AUGCAUGGGAGGAUGGAAGAGGAAUGGUUAGUGGUGAAGGAUGAACAUUUGGCAGAUGGUGAUAAGGGAAUGAAAGAUGAUGAGGAGGAGGAUUAUAUGUCUGAAGCGUUCAUCUGUGAUGCAUCUAAUUGCCAAUUUAUAGGCAUCUCAUCCAGUCAUAAUUAUAAGCGGCAAUUAAAAAUAGAAGAAAAAAAAUUGGAAAAUGUUGUUCGAAUGCGAAAUAUUCCACGUCGUGCUGAUAUAGAAAGGCAAAUGCUCGAGAUUGGUUUGUCAAAGCCACUUAGCAACGAUUCGAAAGGUUUUGCAUUAUUAUCGAAAAUGGGAUAUAAGCCUGGAAUGAGUAUUGGUAAAAGAAAUCAUACCAACGAAGGGAUUAAAGAACCAAUUAUGGUUCCGAUAAAAAUUUCACGAACUGGUUUGGGUCACGAAACUGAAGAGGAAGAGAAAAGGAAACGGCACGCUGAAUUCCGUAUGAAGAAUUUGGUGGCUAAGGAGAAAGCACAGUUAAUUUUGAAGGGAUACCUUAUCGAUGAAUUUCAAGUGCGCAAACAAAAUCGAGCAAAACUGAGAAAUUUGUUAUGCGAUUUGAACAAAAGUCGCAAAGCUUGUGAAGAUUUAGACUUCAGAGUGGGAAUGGAAUUACCAAAGCAGCCAUAUUUUUGGCCUACAAUAAAAGUUCCUAUUGACGAUAGCAGCAGCAAAGAUGGUGUCUUGGUGCAAAAAUAUGCAAAUGGUCAUGAACUGGUCUUUGAUAAAGAAUUUGAGGAAUUAUCUGAAGAAGACUUAAUCAGUAUUACAUCUUACCUUCGGCAGAAUUAUUAUUAUUGCGUAUGGUGUGGAAUCAAGUAUGAUUCAUAUGAUGAUAUUCAAGAGAAUUGUGCCGGCCCUGAUCGUUCUUAUCAUGAUGAUUUAGAUCAGGCUUGA
Molecule: messenger RNA, 924 nt
Organism: Dracunculus medinensis (Guinea worm)
Lineage: Eukaryota; Metazoa; Nematoda; Chromadorea; Rhabditida; Dracunculidae
Source: the annotation of a GenBank genome assembly